AUGGAUGAAAGCAACGACGACUUGCAAAAAAAAAGAAAAACGAUUGUGGUCGUUCAUCAUCAAAGCAAAGCAGAGCAAAGUAAAGCAGAAACUUCAAGUAGGUGUGGAGAAAGAAUUUCGCAAAAAUUAUCAUCAGAAGAAAGAAACUCAAGCAAGUUUCAAGAUCGUAAUUAUAAGAAAAAAGCUCUUUUGCGAAAAUUACGUUCAAGAAUUUUAUUUCAUGAACGAGUCAAGAGAGAAGAUGUUGAUCAAAGACGAACGAAACGGCACUUUAACGUGUUGCGAGUAUUUAAUCUUUAA
This is a messenger RNA of Clunio marinus, 300 nucleotides long. The record is from the annotation of a GenBank genome assembly. Lineage: Eukaryota; Metazoa; Arthropoda; Insecta; Diptera; Chironomidae.